UAGGAGGAACGUGGCAAAGUACGCGCAAGUUCAGAAACAAAGCUCAUUCGAACCGAUUAGAAGCCCAAUAAAGAAAAAAAAUAUACUGAAGAUUUUCAAUCCGUCGUCAUUAGAUAUUAGAACGCAGCCAAGAAGAGAACCUAUGUCGUGAGAGAGGGAGAGAGCGAGAGAGAGAGCGAGAGACCGACUUCAAAAUCAAGACCACAAAAGGAAGGUAGAAGACGAUAUCCGCAGCAGAUAAGUUGAGAAUGUCUGGAAGUUAUCAUGAUCCACGUGGGUUCUCUCCCGAGAGACUGUUGGAAGAUCUUCAUAUACAGACUCUUGAAAUCCAAAGGCUUUUUAAUGAUAAUCACAGACUAGCUGAGCACCGCGUGCUUCUUGAGCGAGAACUCGCCUCUGCCAAGGAUGAGCUUCACCGGAUGAACCUCAUCAUUUGUGAUCUCCGUGCUCAACAUGAUCUGCAAUCGAGGGAGUUCGGUGAGAUAAGGGAGGCUGAUGCUCUUGCUUCAGAGUCUGACAAAGAAGAGGCUGCACUGUUGCGCGGUGAAGUUCAGAAGCUAAAUGACAUUAAGCGUGAACUUAGUGGAGAUGUUGAGAUUCUUAGGAAAGAUUUGCUCAAAUUGCAAUCAGAUAACAAGCAGAUUCCAGGUUUGAGAGCUGAGGUUCAAGACUUGAAGAAAGAGCUUAUGCACGCUAGAGGUGCUAUUGACUAUGAGAAGAAGGAAAAGUUUGAGCUUAUGCAGCAGUGGCAAGCUAUGGAACAUAACAUGGUUUCAAUGGCACGUGAUGUUGAAAGGCUAAGAGCAGAACUUGCUGCUGUUGAUAGUAGGCCCUGGGGAUAUGGUGGAUCAUAUCAGAUGCAUUUCAACAAUAUGAAUGGCAGUUUUCGUGGUUCUUAUGGAGAACACGAUGGUUUUCUGAUGUCGUCCGAGAGAAGAGUGAACCUUCUGUCCCAGCCAAGAAACACUGGAAACCAAACCGCAUCCAACCGAACUGAGGCAGCAGGGACACUCGAGUGCACACGCAGUGUGGGGCAGCCGCAGGAUGGUGCGAAUGGCCAAACACAUGUUGCCGUGGGAGACACUGCGGCAGUGAGUGGGCAGCCGUCUUGCAUGGACUCAAGGAGCUGUUUGGGCCGUUGCUGCAACAGAGCUCGGCAGGGGGACUGGCCUCUCGAGCCACAGCGGUUCUGCAAGUACAAGGAUGUGCCGGUCAGGAAAGGCCUUCUCCACUUGCGCCAGCAACCGGGCCGCUACCCUCAUACUGGGACGCAUUGAGACGAAUGAGGGACUUGGGUACUGAGACCUUCGGUGGUGGUACUGACAGGUUAGCCACAGAGGACUGGUGGCAAGUGCUGGAAAGGAACUUUGAGUCCAGCAUGUGUCCAGUGGAAUACCGAAAGAAUUAGCAGCCCAUUACUUGAGGGAAGAAGCUCAUAUCUGGUGGGAAAUGUGGUUCAAGGAACCCCCGAAGGGUAUGUGCUCAACUGGUACGACUUUAAGGAUGAAUUCGCCAGGAGAUACUUUCCGGAGGAAGCCAUAGAUCAGAUGGAUAAAGACUUCGCAGAGCUGCGUCAGGGAACUAGAACUGUGAGGGAGUACGAGCAGGAGUUCCAUCGUUUGAGAAAGUUUGUAAGCAGGUACGUUGAUGAGAGGGAACAUAUAGAAAAGUUCCUGAGGGGCUUGCGGGUUGACAUUAAGAACAGAUGCCAAGUGCGGAGGUAUGUGAGCAUGGUCGAUCUGGUGGAGACUGCAGUCCUGAUGGAGAGAAACAUUGACGUGGAGGUUCAGCAAGCUAGAGCAUCCCAAGCGCCAAAGGGAACUCUGAAACGGACAUGGGACGACCAGGCGGCAGACUCAGGAACGGAGCAGACAUCCAUGUCCGGACAGCGUGGGCGGAUACACGUUCGACCAUGCAAAACUAAGGGAUGUUUUGGAUGUGGUCGUAUGGGGCAUAUUAAGCGGAAUUGCCCGGAGAUACUUGGAGUCUCAGCUCACGUAGAGAGCAAAAAACUUUGAUGAUUACUUAACUCGAGAGAGCCAAGCUUUCUGUGAGUUAAAUAGUAAUGAACUGAAAACUUUGUGUUGAUAGAUUUUACCAAAAAAAAAAAAAACUUUGUGUUGAUAGACUUGCUAAGAUUUUGGCAUUUUUUGUUGAUAAACUUGCGAAGAUUUUGGCAUCUAGACGGUGAGAAUUCAAAUAACGUUGAAUGGUGUC
Molecule: messenger RNA, 2217 nt
Organism: Brassica napus (rape)
Lineage: Eukaryota; Viridiplantae; Streptophyta; Magnoliopsida; Brassicales; Brassicaceae
Product: protein FLX-like 3
Exons: 5
Coding region: 249-1277 (342 amino acids)
Source: RefSeq, a predicted model, not a curated record